ACGGUUGCUUCUUUCCAACAUUAUAUGGAGAAAUUGAGGCGUAUUGCUGGGAAUGGUAGAGUUGAUAGUAUGUUGGAUGGUUUGCAAAAUGAUAAGUGGGCCAAUGCAUUUUUUAGAGGGAAACGAUAUGGUGAGAUGUCAUCUAAUGCUGCCGAGUCUUACAAUAAUUGGAUUGGUGGGGCCCGUGAGUUGCCUGUUACUUGUAUGGUUGAUAUGAUUAGGGUUCAAAUUAUGACUCAAUUGUCGGAUAGAAGAGCUGAAUCUAGAAGAUGGACUACGAAAUUGUGUCCAGUUAUGGAAAAGAAGUUGGUGGACUCUUUGGAGCUAGCUAAGUCUUGGGAUGUGAUUGUUGCUAGUGAUACUGUGCUUGAGAUUGUUUUAGAGAGUCAUACAAGGAAUCUGUUUAUCCAGUGCCUUCAAGUGAGAGAUUUGACUUUGAUGGUGCCAGUAGUUCGGUUAUCAAACCUCCUAUAACGAAGAAGCAGCCCGGGCGGAACAAGAAGAAGAGGAUACCUUCUAGGGGUGAGAAUGUGAAGCAAAUCAAGUGUGGGAGGUGCAUGAAAUAUGGGAAUCACAAUAAGAAGACGUGCAAGGCUGCUAUUUGA
Messenger RNA from Camellia sinensis, 605 nucleotides. The record is from RefSeq and is a predicted model, not a curated record. NCBI's taxonomy places the organism in Eukaryota, Viridiplantae, Streptophyta, Magnoliopsida, Ericales, Theaceae.